AUGAGAUGUGGACGUGUCUCUUUGCAUACCACCGUCCCUUCCGCCCCACUCCCUACUCCUCCCCUUCCUCACGCGCGCACUCACUCCUCCAGCGCUCACUCCUCCAGCGCACACUCACUCCCCCACUGCAUCCCUACUCCCAUCUCCUCUCAUUCGCAUUCGCUCCCACCGCGCGCGCCAUUUUCCCCCCCGCGCGCACUCGCCCUGCGCGCACUCGCUCCCACUGCAUCCCUACUCCCAUCUCCUCUCCCCCACUGCAUCCCUACUCCCAUCUCCUCUCCCCCACUGCAUCCCUACUCCCAUCUCCUCUCCCCCACUGCAUCCCUUCUCCCAUCUCCUCUCCCCCACUGCAUCCCUACUCCCAUCUCCUCUCCCCCACUGCAUCCCUUCUCUCAUCUCCUCUCCCCCACUGCAUCCCUACUCCCAUCUCCUCUCCCCCACUGCAUCCCUACUCCCAUCUCCUCUCCCCCACUGCAUCCCUUCUCCCAUCUCCUCUCCCCCACUGAAUCCCUACUCCCAUCUCCUCUCCCCCACUGCAUCCCUACUCCCAUCUCCUCUCCCCCACUGCAUCCCUUCUCCCAUCUCCUCUCCCCCACUGAAUCCCUACUCCCAUCUCCUCUCCCCCACUGCAUCCCUACUCCCAUCUCCUCUCCCCCACUGCAUCCCUUCUCCCAUCUCCUCUCCCCCACUGCAUCCCUACUCCCAUCUCCUCUCCCCCACUGCAUCCCUACUCCCAUCUCCUCUCCCCCACUGCAUCCCUACUCCCAUCUCCUCUCCCCCACUGCAUCCCUACUCCCAUCUCCUCUCCCCCACUGCAUCCCUUCUCCCAUCUCCUCUCCCCCACUGCAUCCCUUCUCCCAUCUCCUCUCCCCCACUGCAUCCCUACUCCCAUCACCUCUCCCCCACUGCAUCCCUACUCCCAUCUCCUCUCCCCCACUGCAUCCCUACUCCCAUCUCCUCUCCCCCACUGCAUCCCUUCUCCCAUCUCCUCUCCCCCACUGCAUCCCUACUCCCAUCUCCUCUCCCCCACUGCAUCCCUUCUCCCAGCGUGCAGCGUGGAUGCUUCGUGCUUUUAUCGAGACGUUGCCUUCUACCGAAAGUCCUGUGUCAUCGGCGACAUGUGAUGAAUCGGGGGAGUUUGAGCCCAGCGCGCGAGCGACAGCCACGGCAGCGGAAAUUAAGACGCCAUUACCCAUUCCUCCUCCUUCUGCCGACGCUCACCGUAUUCUCCUCGUCGCGGCCGUGUGCCGUCGCUGGCGCGGUCUCACUCAGCGUUGCGUCUCCGCGCUUCUCGUCCGAGACAAUCUCGUCGUGUCUCGCCAGGCUCUCGCGAGUGCUGUCGCUGCCUUACCGAACCUGACCCAUCUCCACCUGUGCGACGGCAGCGUCGAGACUCUCGACGACGCCUUCCUCGCUCACCUCGCCUCCUCAUGUCCCAACCUCGCCAUCCUCCACGUCGGAAGCAGAAUUACGCCUGUGGACUGCAGACGCGGUUAUGACGCUCAACUCGGAAAGGACGAGCACCCUCCCAUCACAGAAGCUGGCCUGGAUCGUUUCUUUCGGCAGAGCACUCGGCUGGAGCAGCUUGCACUUUACUGCCUCGACCCUUCUGUCGAAUUUCCCGCUUCCUUCUUUCAGCUGCCGCAUCUGCACACUCUCGCGCUCACGCAUGCUUCACCGCUCGAAUCUCCCGAUUUAAGUAACCUUUCAUCCCUCACCAGCCUGCAUUUUCCCUCCGGAGAAAUUACCUAUAAGCAAGUGGCAAGCGUCGCUCGCCUCCCACGCAUCACCACCUUGUCAAUCUCAGAUGAAGCCUCAGUCUACCGUGGUGAGGGCUUUGCACGUGACUUCGACAUGGCACAGCUGCCUCUGCUCAAGUCGUUACAGUUCGUCCAGAUGCUGCCUGCUGCAUCGCCAUGUGCCAGCCUGGAACGCCUGGAUAUCGUCAACAAGAACCUGAUUGGUCGCUUAGAUGAGCUUUCACCAGAAUUGCUGGCCUUUCAACUCGGAAAGCUGACGCCGAGUCUCCGCGAGCUGAGCCUUCGCCAAAGAUUCGCUGCGGAGUACGUUCCUGGUCGUAUCACCGCUCUGCCUUUCACUUCUCUAACUCUCUUGGAGAGCCUGACGCUCUUCGAGUGUAACCGGCUUUCCAGCCUGCCGGAGGAGAUUGGAUGCCUGCAUGCCCUGAAGACUCUCGUGCUGCACAGGCUGCCACUCGUGGCCCUCCCGGACUCCCUCUGCCACCUGCCUUCCCUUGAGACAUUCCUCCUCAUCCAAUGCAUUACCAGCCCGCAGGUCCUCCAGCUGCCUGCAGAUUUCUGCUGCCUCACGUCCCUCCAAACCCUCGCCAUUCUGAGGAUGCCGCGGGUGAGGCUUCCGGAGAACAUUGGUGAGCUCUCUUGUCUGCAUACUCUGUAUUUGAACGGUCAGUACCAGCAACCGCGGCUGCCACUCUCCUUCACUCAGCUGACUUUAUUGACCAGGCUUGAACUGGCGGUGUGCACGAUUCAAGAGCUUCCCGAGGGCCUGGGGAACCUGACUAGCCUGCGGGAACUUCACAUUCGUUCUUGUCCUCUGCUCCAGAAGCUUCCAGAAUCUCUGACAAGCCUCUCAAGCCUUGAAACCCUUACGGUCGAUGACUGUGUGAAGCUCUUCUCGAUUCCCAGGAGGCUAGACAGCCUUGGGAGGCUCAAAUGGCUGGAGCUGACUGGGUGUCCCGAUCAGACUCAGCCUCCUACGUCUCUCCCGCACUCCCUCGAGGUCUUGAGUUUUGGAAACAGCUACCACGCGGCUGAUCUGCCAGACGUCUCCGUGCUGCCUUGGCUGAGAAAGCUCUCCUUGAAGCUGGUUGGUGCGGAGGAGAGGAUGGCUGUGGGCAGCAGCUUGGCGCGCGUGAAGCAGGUGGAGCUGGCGCUGCAGGAGGAGGCUGUGGAGCUGCCCUUGUCCCUUGCGCUGCUCCCCCAGCUGCACACGCUGGUCAUGUGGAACGCGGGGAAGAUGCAGCGGCUUCCAAGCGACAUGGGAUGGGCUGUGCCGCAGCUGAGGGUUCUGCAGAUCCACUGUGCGCGGGAAUUGAGGGAGCUGCCGGACAGCAUUGGCGCUGCAUCCCGCCUGCGCCAGCUGCACCUCUUUGACUGCCCCGCUCUGCACCACCUGCCUGCUUCCCUCACGCACCUCUCAUGCCUCCACGAGCUGCAUGUGGAAAACAGCGGCCUGCGCUGCCUUCCUUCAGGUAUUGCACAGUUGACCAGGCUGCGCAGUCUUAGCUUGCAUGGCUGUGUGGAGCUGCAGGGUCUUCCAGACGAUCUCACGGAGCUGAAAAUGCUGCAAUACUUGGGCAUUAAGAAUUGCAGCAAGGAUGUGUGGGGUGGGUGGGACGCAGUUUUCGAACCUCGUGGGCUCCAAAGUCUGUAUGGGUUGAGGAUAGAAUGUUCUUGGUGGUAA
Messenger RNA from Closterium sp. NIES-65, 3444 nucleotides. Lineage: Eukaryota; Viridiplantae; Streptophyta; Zygnematophyceae; Desmidiales; Closteriaceae. The record is from the annotation of a GenBank genome assembly.